AUGCCGGCCGUCUCUGAUAUCCUGGGCUUGACGCCUCUGGACCACUUGCCCGCGAAGCUCUUCCUGCCGUACAUCCUGUACUUCGACCACCCCGACCCUCAGCUCGCCAUCAACACUCUCCAGAGCAGCAUCGGAAAAGUAAUCUCACAGCUCCCCUGGCUCGCUGGAGAUGUAAUUAUGCACAGUGUGCCUGAUGGGCCUAAGGACAGAAUGCAUAUCGCGGCCCCGCGGGUCCCACUGUCUGAGGUCCCCAUAUUACAGGUCAAGCACUUCGACCGCGAUGAAGACAUCCGCUCGCACCCAGUGCAAUCCUAUCUUCAUCUUCCCACAAUUUGUCCAGCCUCCGAGCAAAGGCCCGUCCUUCGCUUCCAGGCCAAUAUCGAGGCAUCGCCGGAAAACAUCAUCGUCACCAGCUGGGGGAAUCUAGAGGUCUUUUCACUGGACUUUGGCCCUGGUCUUGGGCGUAUCGAGGACUUCGAGCCCGGACUGGCGCUCGUUCCCGGUGGGUGCAUCCUUUUGCCAUCGCGGCCGGUCAGUAACGGGUCUACUGCACCGUGGGAGGUGUGUAUCACGUUGAAGAAGGGGGAUUCUCAGACGCUUGCCCAGGAUUCCUUGCUAAGUCGGAUCUUGGCGUGA
This is a messenger RNA of Aspergillus heteromorphus CBS 117.55, 636 nucleotides long. RefSeq lists its product as uncharacterized. The record is from RefSeq and is a predicted model, not a curated record. The transcript is spliced from 2 exons. Bases 1 to 636 code for a protein of 211 amino acids. NCBI's taxonomy places the organism in Eukaryota, Fungi, Ascomycota, Eurotiomycetes, Eurotiales, Aspergillaceae.